Molecule: messenger RNA, 1075 nt
Organism: Zingiber officinale
Lineage: Eukaryota; Viridiplantae; Streptophyta; Magnoliopsida; Zingiberales; Zingiberaceae
Exons: 2
Coding region: 226-573 (115 amino acids)
Source: RefSeq, a predicted model, not a curated record
UAAUUAUGAUGUUCCUUUUGUUGCGAUGCUUCAUUCCUCACGUCUCUCCGCAAGCGUAAUCCCUAAACGCACAGCCUAACCGGACACCAUCGGCGUCUCCGUCGAUUUCCACCGGGAAAUCGAAUUGCUCCGGCGUAUUCCGACGCCAUGCUUCGAUGAGCUAGGCGAAGGCGUUAGGAAGCUCCAGCGGUUCCGACUUCCCCUCUGUCGAGGCGAGGAGCGGAGAUGUCGCUGCGGAUAAAGGCGGUGGUGGAUAAGUUCGUGAAGGAGCUCAAGGAGGCGUUGGAUGCGGACAUCCAGGACCGGAUCAUGAAGGAGAGGGAGAUGCAGAGCUACAUCGAGGAGCGCGAGCGCGAGGUCGCCGAGAGGGAGGCCGCCUGGAAAGCAGAACUAUCCCGGCGAGAGCUUCUUCUCCACCGUGAGUGUCCCAUCAUAUUCAUGGUGCAGCAAGCAAACAACCAAAACUUGUCUUCAAGCUGGAAACUUUGGCCCAUCAUCAAAGUAGAUCCUUUUUUUUUUGGGUUUAGAGGUGUCGAGCUGUUGUUUAUGUCCCUCUGCAAUUCGAGAAACUAAUGUGCCAACUAAUUCAUGCCAUUGACACAGAUUUUCUCAGAAUGCAAUCCUAUCAACUAUUGUGCUCAUGAUGUUGGAUAGUUUUUUGUCCUCGGAACUUUGUCGUUGAAACUGCCGUAGCCCGAUUUCGGAAACUCCAUUUUGCAGGCUGAAAUUGCCCGCCAAGAGGCAAGGCUAAAGAUGGAGAAGGAGAACUUAGAGAAGGAGAAGAGUGUCCUCAUGGGCACGGCCUCGAAUCAAGACAACCUAGACGGUGCUCUGGAGAUCACCGUCAGCGGGGAGAAGUACCGAUGUCUUCGGUUCUCGAAAGCAAAGAAAUGACAUCGAACAAAAAGAAAUCACAAGUUCUUCCUACUAAGCUUCAAAGGCUACGCGACAAGUCUUGUUCUUUUUUGUUUUGGUGGUGAUCACUGAUUGUUCUAACCUGGAAAAGAAGAACAAGGACUCUUAUUCUUUGUACAUGUUCUAAAUAGUAAUAUUAUGGUACCAACCAUUGUCAUCA